AUGACACGACUGUGGACGACGACGGCGACCGGCGCGUGGCUGCGGCGACGAGGCGCGCGCCUCUCGUCCACACGGUCGCCGCACGCCGCAUCCUACGACCUCGUGGUCAUCGGCAGCGGUCCGUCCGCCACCCAGUGCGCGCUCGACUCGGCCAAGCAGGGCAAGCGCGUCGCCAUUGUGGACAAGAAGACGCGGCUGGGCGGCGUGUGCGUGCACACGGGCACGAUCCCGUCCAAGACGUUCCGCGAGGCCGUGCUGCACCUCUCGGGCUACCGGCACCACGGCUUCUACGGCAAGUCGUACAGCAUGAAGACCGUCACGAUCGAAGACAUUUUGUACCGCGUGCAGCGCGUCGUGAGCUCGGAAGAGGACGUCGUGCGCGCGCAGCUGAAAGCCGCGCGGGUGGACGUCAUCCCCGGCUUUGCGCGCUUCGAGAGCGCGCACGAGAUCUCAAUUGUGCCGGAGGAAGGCGGCGACGGCCUUCGCGGCAGCAGCGCCAAGUCCGAGACGGACCUGCGCAGCGACGUGGACGCGCGGUCCCGUGUACGGGCGGACAAGUUCCUCGUCGCCUGUGGCACGCGGCCCGCGCACAACCCGCUCGUGCCGAUUGACGGCAAGAUCGUGAUCGACAGCGACCAGAUCUUGAAGCGUGGCAUGCAUCAGCUACCGCGCUCGCUCAUUGUCGUGGGCGCUGGUGUCAUUGGCAUGGAGUACGCGUCCAUGAUCAACGUGGUGCCGGGCCACUCGGUCACAGUUGUGGAUGCGCGACCAGACAUCUUGUCCUUCUGUGACCGUGAAAUCAUCAGCAACCUCACGUACGAUAUGCAAAGCAACGGCGCACGCUUUCUGCUUGGCGAGACCAUCAAGAACGUCGAGACGACAGAUAAGCGAGUGAAGGUCUUCUUCAACAGUGGAAAGGUUCUCAGUGCCGAUGCGCUGCUCUACACGGUGGGUCGUCAAGCGAGCACGGACGGACUGAACCUGGAAGCGGUGGGACUCUCGCGCAAUCACCGUGGCCUCAUCAAUGUGAACAAGAACUACCAGACCGACCAGCCUCACAUUUAUGCCGCCGGGGAUUGCAUCGGGGCGCCAGCGCUUGCAUCCACGAGUAUGGAACAGGGUCGCCUGGCGUCGUGCCACAUGUGGGACGUCGACGAGGAGCACGCAGGAACAAGUCAGUUGGAAAACGGCAAUUACCCGUAUGGCAUCUACACGAUCCCGGAGAUCUCGAUGGUGGGUCAAACGGAGCAGCAGCUCACGAAGGACUGCGUGAACUACGAAAUUGGAAUUGCCAAGUACUCGGAGUUGGCAAAGGGCCAGAUGAUGGGCGCCAUGGCGGGCGGUACCCUGAAGAUCUUGUUUGACCCUGAUACGCUCAAGGUACUCGGCGUGCACGCCAUCGGAGAGGGCGCUACGGAGAUUAUCCACAUCGGACAAGUUGCAAUGGCCAUGGGCUGUUCAUUGACGUACUUCCGCGAUGCGGUGUUCAACUACCCAACACUAGCGGAGGCCUACCGCGUCGCCGCGUUGAACGGACUGGGCCGUCUCAGUCGCGACGUUGGAGAACACUGA
Hyaloperonospora brassicae is the source of this 1572-nucleotide messenger RNA. The record is from the annotation of a GenBank genome assembly. NCBI's taxonomy places the organism in Eukaryota, Oomycota, Peronosporomycetes, Peronosporales, Peronosporaceae.